Messenger RNA from Athalia rosae (coleseed sawfly), 5643 nucleotides. RefSeq names its product tumor protein p53-inducible nuclear protein 2 (gene TP53INP). The record is from RefSeq and is a predicted model, not a curated record. Gene Ontology annotation, biological process: positive regulation of DNA-templated transcription; autophagosome assembly. NCBI's taxonomy places the organism in Eukaryota, Metazoa, Arthropoda, Insecta, Hymenoptera, Athaliidae. The coding region runs from base 350 to 1084 and encodes 244 amino acids. The transcript is spliced from 4 exons. Gene Ontology annotation, cellular component: autophagosome; nucleus.
CCCAGUAGUCUAUUUAACUGCCAGCCCGAGAGGGCACGGUGAAAAAUUAAACCGUGCAUUUCGACUGUAGAUAGUCGAGAAAAUUGAAAGAAAUUUCCUUAUUAUCAUUACUGCGAAGGACAUUCAGGAAACUCUUUGUACACGCGAAUAAUUAUAAACAAUUUUCUAGCAUUGAGAAAUUUUUUUCCCACCCCAAUCGUGUUUUUCUUCGGAACACACACACACGAGUGACUUGAAAGUUUUUUUAAUUUAUUCAAUUUCUCUGUGACGUUAUCGUCGAUCACCUGCUGGAUACGGAAAACCCAAGAUAGAGAAAAAAUCAGAGAGAUAAUCUAGGAAGGAGGUCAGAAUGUUGAGCAGCUUGGCGAACUACCUGCUGGGAGGUAGUCCUAGCGCUCAGGAAGUUCGUGGGGAUAAUCGACAGGAUGAACCGCUCCCCGUUGAAACUAGACUCAACCAAGUCGAGGUGGAGGGCGAUGACUGGAUCCUCAUUGACCGUGCUGUUGAGGGAACAACGGCGCUUGAGGAGUCAUGGUACGUGACACCACCGGCGUGUUUUACGAAGGCAGGUCCUAUCCAUGUGGAAACAUCGCCGUUGGAGGACCUCCUCAUAGAACACCCCAGCAUGUCCGUUUACCGGGCAGCAGCUCCUCUGGUAACCCCAGAUACUCCCCCGCCGACGCCCGACACCCCAACGGAGUCUGAAUCCAUCCCGAUAAUUAUAAACGAAAAGCCAACCGAGGAUGCCCCCAGACAGAGACAGGCGACCCCGAGACAGAGGCAUAACAAUCGAAGGGAACAACAACAAUUACAGGGCAAUCCUCAACGGAGGAACAACAACAAUAUUAACAACAACAACGGCGUUCGCGAACGCAGACCUGCCAGGGAAGAAGAAGCCCAAUGUGUUCAACUUCGCGCCGCACAAAAGGUCCUGGAGCAGCGGGCGGCCCAGGCGAUAAAACGUGGUCGUCUUGAGCGCGGUAAUAAGGUAAGGGAGGUAGCCAGUGGUAAGGGAAAACGUCCGCGUCGCCAGGAUCGUCUGCGUCUUCAAAAUAGUGGCGCAAACAACAAUCGCAAGUGCUAGUCGUCUGAUCUCAGGCCAGGGUGCAUAAUGAUAUCGUAUACCUACCCAUAUAAUCCGAUAAUUGUAACAUACAUUUUAUUUUCACCGAUUUCCCUUGAUCAACUUAUUAUUAUUCAUAAAAAAUUGUUCAUCCCUCCCGCCAUUAGCUGAUUUUCGAUUAACUUCUUCCUUCGUCGCUCUCUCUCCUUGUUCAAUUUUUUUUCUCCUUAUUUAAAAUUCAAAAUGAUAUAUAUAUAUAUGUAUCGGCAGCUAUGCGGUAUUGAAUAUUACCCCACAAUUUUUGGAACAGCAGUUUCAUAUAUCCUAUGACGAAAGAAAUUAUUAUAAUUUAAAAAUACUUUAAUAUUUAUAACGAUAAAUUAUCUAUUUAUUUAUUUUUUUCUAUUCAUAUUUUUUACCUUGCUUGCUGUUAGCAUUGCUAUCAUUAUUUUUUUCUUCCCUCCUACCACAGAUUUUCCUCAAUUAUCCCAUAGCGCCAUUUUUUCCCCCCGAUGAAAUCUCUCUCAUCCAUUCGACUAUUUUGCUUUUUACCGACUGACCUGUGAUUAUAUUAUAUUGUAAAGCGGUUAUACAAUUGUUAUAUAUCCACAUGGAAAUUGGUUAUGCCUGAAAUUUUCUCUCCUCUCUUCCCCUCUUUCUCUCUGUCUUUUCCUGUUUUUUUUUUCUCUAUCUCCGACUAUUUUCCCUUCCAGAUCUUCUUAUUGCGGCGAGGGAACAUUUUUAACUUUCCAAAUAUUCAUUCAAACGCGUCUAAAUUAUUAUUUUUUUUCUUCAGCGUGUUAUAAUCAUGUUAUGGAAUUAAACCAAAAAAGAAGAAAAAAGGGAAUGUAAUAUUAUUGGAAUAAAAAUAUUCAUAUAGUAAAUAUAAAUGAAGAUAUAUUUGACAAGAAGAAAAAAAGGAAAAAAACUCAUCCAUUACUCAUAGCCGUAGAAAACUGAAUGCGAUAAGUGGUGUGAGACAACAAAAUAUAAUAAAACUGAAAAAUAAGCAAACAAAAAAUGUUUAAAAAAUGAUUUAAAAAAAAAAAACAACAAAAAAAAUUUAUCUGCCUUGUGUUUGAGGAAAAUUUAAUAACGAUAAUUAACUUGUAUCUCUGUUUGUUUGUUAUUUGAAGGUAAACAUGUGCACCCUGGCCCUAACAAUCAUAAAAAGUAUUUUAUACAACUAAUUGUAACUCUUAAUUAUUAAAUAUAAUUAUCAUUAUUAAUUGUUAGUUUAUUAUUCAUUUGUGCGUAUAAACGACGAUUCUAUCUUUCACACAUAUAUAAAUUCAUGAUUAUUAUUAUUAUUAUUAUUAUUAUUAAUAUCAUAUAUCUAUUCGCGUGUGAACACGCUCAGAGUGGAUGCGUAUUUUCAUGAAUUGAAUAACGUUAUUACCUAUAAUUAAUAUUGUAAUUACUAUUAUUCGCUUGUAUGUCAAACGGUACAUAAAUACGUUAGACAAUUCGAGUGAAUGUAAUGUAAGUUUUACAUUACGUUUCACGAACUACGGAUUUCAUUCGUUGUUCCGACAAUCCGUAUAUAAAUAAAUGCAUACCUAUAUAAAUAAUAUACCUCUAUAUUAUGGUAGUAUAGUAUGGUAAGAAUUAUGAAUCGUGAAUAUAUGUAAAGUCUUUUCAAUGGAAAGACUGUAGCGCACCGUAUCGCAAUUAUAUAAAUACAUAUAUAUUAGAAAUUAUAUUUAAAUGAAUGAACCUUCUCACUCGACACUUGAUUGUAUAGGUAUAUGGAAAAAAAAGAAAAAAAAAAUUAUAUAUAUAUAUAGUAUUUCUAUGAACAUUAAGUCGCAAGUUCUGACGGAAUAUUGUUUGAUUAACGCGAUUAUUAUUGUAAUUAUCAUUAAUAUUAUUAUUAUGACUUAUAGUUUUUUGACUGAGAGAAAAAAUGAGAUAUUGAAAAAAAAGAGGAAUAAAUAAAUGAAUUAAAUAAUGACGAAAGAAAGAUGAAAAAAAAAAAAAUAUAUAAAAUAAAAUUUUAAACUAUGAGAAUGAAAAAUGCAAUACUUUAUUGGGGAUGUGUAUCCCCAUGAACCUUGUCAAAAAAUAGAAUGAAAAAUGAGGAAUUUCAUUUAUACUGUUCUAAAUGAUACAAAUUUUGAGGUAGGUAUAAUAUUGGAGAGAAUUUUUUUUUUCUCUUCAGACAAUAGGGAAGCAUGAUGGUUUAUAGUUUUACCAUAUUUCGAAUAAUUAACUAAGAUUCUCCGAUGGUCCCUGAACGGAAUCUCGAGAUAAUCGCACGAAGUGUGAUUACAUAGACGUAGAUGUCUGAUCCACUAAACGAUCUCCACAUUAAUUAAAGAAUCGUUGACGUUUGGUAAAAAUAUUAAAAUUGUCUUGUCAUACAGAAUGAAUGUAAUAUGAACUUCUAAUGUACAAAAAAACCAACAAAACAAGUUUCGCAAACACUAAUUAUGCAGUCCCUUCUCUCGAUCGUAACAAUGACAGAGUAACACUGACUUUUAUGUGGCAAUAUAAUUUCUUAUUCUUAUCUGUUCAUCGUUUACUCUCACUUAUUGUUAGCUGGAUACAACCUUCCUUUCUUCGUGUUCAACUAGACAUAUAAAAAAAACAUGUAAAAUAUGUAUUCAGAUAGCAUUAGAUAAUUAUAUUUCGUAUGGUAUAUUUAAAUACAAGAGAACAAAAUCACAAAAAAAUACUACUCGGCAAGUAUUUAGAUUUAAUAUGUAUGCUUAACAAUAUUAUAUAGUUUUAACCACGUUGCAAAAGAAAGAAAGAAAGAAAGUAAAAGAUAAAAAAAAAGGACAACAUACUUUAAAAAAGCGUAAAAACCAUUAUCACUAAUGAUGUGUCGUUCGAUUGUUGUUACAAUAUUAUAUAUAUGCACAAUAAAAUUGUGCUUAGCUUGUGUUCGUUCAAUAUAAGAUAAUGUAGGUGCAUUAGAUACCUACACUAAUGAUCACAUACCCUAACAUAUGUAACCAUUAUUAGUCAAUAGCUAGAUUAUUCGAUCAUGAUAUAAAUAAUUCCGCGAUUCUUUCUUAUAAUGAUUUUUUUGUUCCUUUUCUUUAUUCAAAAAUAAUCUUUAUGUAGAAAAGUCAAAAUUUUGGUUAGCUCAUACAUAAUACUAAUCGAUUUUUUUCUUUUUAUCUACUGAUUUCUCUUUAUUUUUUUUUUCUCUAAUCUCGACGAAAUUCCGCAACUAUGACACAAAUGCACACAAUUGAUAAUGUAAUAAUAUACGAUAAUUACCUGUUCACACACACCUUGGGAAGUUCAUUAUUGUUGAAAAGAGCAAGAUACUUAAUAACUAGACGAAAAUUUAAUUACAGAAGUUAAUUAAUUUGUCUGGUAUGCUCUCUAAUUAGUAUAUAUACAAUAAAUUAACUACGAAUCAGUUCAUUAUAACAUACAGUGAUAGCUAGCAAAAUGUAAUAAAUAUGUAAAAUUAAACAGAGGAAAAUAUCUACUAUUAAAAUAUUCAAGUUAUGCAUCUAAAAUCUGAGCGUGUUCACAAUAUGGUGCAAGUUUUAUUUAUUGAAGAAUAUAUCUAUUAUCAUUAUUAUUCUGGCGAUUAAACCAACAUAAUUAUUUGAUUAUUAAGACGAUGAACUAUGUUCAUACAAAACAUCAUCAAUCGAUGAAAUCCAAAAAAGUAAUGAUAAUGAUAAGAAUUGAAUCGGCCGUUAUUCAUAGUUUGCAGUGAAAGUUAUGUAUAAUUAACGAGCAAUAUAUUCAUUGAUGAAUUAUUUUGAUGAAGUUUGAGAAAACUAAGAAAACGAAACAGGAGCGAUGGACAUGAAACAUGAAUAUAGAUAAAUAAGUAGCCGCGAUAUGAUUAUAAAAACUCAUAAUACCCUAUAUAUUAUUAACAUAACUAUUGCAAUAUAUGAUGUAUAGAUACAUACGUACAUAUAAAUGUUCGGGUCCGUAUAUAAUCUAAAAUAUUGGAAAAAAAUGAAAAUAGGAAAAGAGUAUAUCUGAUUUCUCAAGUAUCAAAAUGUUAUUUGUAUGAUAUACAUAUACACUGAUAUAUAUAUACAAACAUAUAUAUAUCAUUAUAAUUCAACAAAAUAUACUGGCUGUGACAAGGCCCGACAGUUUGCAAAAGUUAUUUAAAAACUAAACCAACAAUUUUAAACUAAUCCACGUGCGCAUUACUAUAUUAUUAAUGAGAAAAUAAAAUUAAAUAAAAAACAAAACAAAAUAAAGAUAACGAAAAGCAGAGAAAUUAUAACAAACGGAAUACAAAAAAAAAGUAUCAUAUAUAUUAUUAUACAUAAAUAAUAAUUAUUUACUUUGCGUAUUAUAACUAAUUGUAUAUUAUGCGUAAUUAUGUAUACCUAUACAUAUAUAAUACAUUAAUUACUUAACUUUUUAUUAUUCCAAUUGGGAUAAAAAAUGAGAAAUUAAUCAUUAUGUAAUACAUACAUGUAUAUGUUAUACGGUAAAAUAAUAUUGUAUUUUUCGUAGAUCGCAAAAAAAGCAAAAAAAAAAAAAAAUGAGAUAACAAGUACGACUGUAUCGAUAAAACUACAUAAUGAAAUUCCUCUUCGGAGAUGAAAAAUGUGAUAAAAACAUGAAUAAAAAGUUAAAAACGA